Messenger RNA from Peronospora belbahrii, 1359 nucleotides. NCBI's taxonomy places the organism in Eukaryota, Oomycota, Peronosporomycetes, Peronosporales, Peronosporaceae. The record is from the annotation of a GenBank genome assembly.
AUGUGGAGUCGACUGACUGAGGGAUUAGCUGACAUUGUUGCACCGGAAGAAGGCAUUGAAGAGGAGGAGGAAAGUGAUACAGAUCAGCUCUGGAAUCGGUUUACUGCGGUUGUUGCACCACCACCUCCUCCUUCACCUUUACCAUCAUAUUCUGAUCGUACGAGAGCUACUGGGAAGAACGAGGAUACGCAAGAACUGUAUAUUUGUGACCUGGAGCGCGCUUUGGUCCAAUGCAAAAAGCAGAACGAAACGUUGGAAAAUCAAGUUCGAGAGUUUGAAAACCAAAAUCGACAAGUUCAAAAAUAUCGAAAAGAGCAGGCGGUCGAGAGUACUCAACAAACGGCUCAUCUGGAACGAUUACGAGAUAAUACAAUCAACUUGCAUGCGAACGAUGGAGAUCGAGUUGGAGUCAAGUCAACUCAAUUUGAACAAGAAAAAUUUCAACGGUCUCAAGCUCAGGUGAAGGCUCUAAAGACACAAUGUCAAGCUUACAAGGACGAGUUGAUUCUACUGCGUGAUACAACCAAAAAAUUGCAGACAGCUAAUGAGACGUUACAAGAUGAGAAACGGAAAAUGUGCUCAAGAUUAGCUGAGUAUGAACAAGAAUAUGAGGAGCUACUGGCGGAGUUGAAAAUGAUCAAGGCAGUAAAUGAGGAAGAAAAGACAAAAUUGAUGGUGAAAAAUGACGCACAUAGGAGCUCGAUUGAUAGUCAGCGACUGUAUGAUCUGGAAGCUCAGCUAAAAGCAUCAGAAGCGGAUAAGGUAAUCGCUCAGCAAGAUGUAGAACGAUUAGAGCAUGAUCUGGACGUCCUUGGAGAUGUUUUACAUCAAUUUCAGGUCGAUAGUAAGGCCCAGAAGGAGCAUGUGGCUACAGUCGAAGCAGAGCUGGAACGAGUCAAAAAAGAGUUGGAGACGCGUCAGCCUCGUUUGGAGCCUCACGAAGGACCAAUGAAUGAUUUAGAGCGAGUGAUGGGACAACUUGCGAAAAAGACGCAGGAGUGUGAUCAGCUUCGUGAGGCGCUUGAAAGCACAGCAACACAAUACAACUCGGAGCGUGAUGUCAUAGACAAAAGGCUUGCUGCUCAAUUAGUGGUAGCGUAUGUGGACAGCAACAAGAAGGGUGAAGUACUUGAACUCAUGGCGCGGAUUAUGGGAUUCACAGAGGAUCAGAAACGCCGCGUUGGCGUGGGUUACCCGAUUGAAGGCAACGGCGGAGGUGGACUCUUUUCAUCGAUUAUCGGACUCGUGAGUCCAGGUGAAGGUGAAAAUACUCCCGUUGAUCCAUCUACGAUUGAAGGUAAGAAUUUUGCAGACAUCUUGUCCGAGUUCUUGCUUGAGGAGGCAUCCAAAGGACAUUAG